CCAUGAAUGUCCUGGUGACGGAGCUCAAUGUUCUGCUGAAGCUGCUGGACAACGAGACUCUGAGCUCUCCUACUGAGGACAAGAAGACCUCUGUUAGGAACCUGCUGAAACAACUACAGCCCACAGGUAGGAGACGACAGACAGACAGACAGACAGACAGACAGACAGACAGACAGACAGACAGACAGACAGACAGACAGACAGACAGACAGACAGACAGACAGACAGACAGACAGACAGACAGACAGACAGACAGACAUACAGGACAGACAGACAGACAGACAGCUACAGCCCACAGAUAGGAGACUACAGACAGACAGCUACAGCCCACAGGUAGGAGACUACAGACAGACAGACAACUACAGCCCACAGGUAGGAGACAAACAGAGGUAUAGACCAGACCUGAAUUCAAAUACUAUUUGAAAUCCUUCAAAUACUUUUUAGCAUUUGCUUUAGUCUGCCAGAGUGCCAGAUGGAAGGCAAACUCAUUCAAGCACAGAUAGAUGCUUGAAAUGAUUUCAAAUAGUAAUUGAACCCAGGUCUGGUACAGACAGGGAAAGACAGAUAGGAACAGACAGACAGUAAACAGAUACAUCACAGAUUAAGUGAAAUCGAAUAAUAUAAGAUCUUCAUGAAGUGUGUUUAUACAGUAUGUUUUGCUUCCAUCUUUCCCCAAGUGACAGGACCAGACUACUUGUACAUGAACAUGUCAGUGUACAGAAACGGCACCAGCUUUGUGGAAUCCCUCUUCGAGACCUUUGGUGAGUUUGGUCCUUAGAGUGAUACCAACUUUAUCUGAACAACCAGGGCAUUAAAGGGGAAGUUAAUGAUUGUACAACAGUUUCUCCUGGCCCAUAGACUAUUUUCAGGGUGAGCAACCGCCUAACUUCAAGUUGUAAAAUCCUGAACUUCCCCUUUAACUGUCUUCUACCUCUCUGUCCAGACUGUGACCUGGGGGAGCUGAAAGACAUGACAGAGGACCAGAAACAGAAGCAGGACACACACACAGACACACACACUGACACACACACAGACACACACACUGACACACACACUGACACACACAGAGACGACACAAUACCCUCAAAA
Molecule: messenger RNA, 1089 nt
Organism: Coregonus sp. 'balchen'
Lineage: Eukaryota; Metazoa; Chordata; Actinopteri; Salmoniformes; Salmonidae
Source: the annotation of a GenBank genome assembly